Molecule: messenger RNA, 723 nt
Organism: Symbiodinium natans
Lineage: Eukaryota; Dinophyceae; Suessiales; Symbiodiniaceae
Source: the annotation of a GenBank genome assembly
AUGGUUCGUAGCAAGCUCUUGGCCAAGUUCCCGACACGGCAGGAACCACCGAUAGAUUUUCAGGGAAUAACGCCGCCGCCUGACAUUUCCAUUGAUGGCGUGUACCAGGCCCUCAACUCUAUGAAACGAGGGGCUGGACCGGGGCCAGAUGGUAUCCGGGCCGAUUUUCUGAGGGAGUUGAUGGGUCAUGAAGGAACGCCCUUCCUAGGAGCGACAAAGGAUUUCGCAGACGACUCGUCUUGUGGCCACUACACUACUGACGCAGUCCCGUGCUUGUUGGGUCGCGCGGCCACAGGUCCGCGGUCUGCAGAGGCGGACACGGCCCUGGCAUACGGGAAGCGGGGCGCAGACGCUGGCCACCUGCUUCGGAGGCAGAAAGAAAGCCUCCUCAGCGAGCUGCCCAGCGUCUGCGCCCCGAGUGAAACGACAAAUGUGGAAUAUCUAGACAAUCUGCAGCCUGAGCUGAUCGAACAUGUCUCCACGUUCGUAGAUGCAACACCAAUCCGUGCAACUGCAUCCAAGUACUGCAAGAUGCUGGAUGCAGAGAGGUUAUGUGCCUUGCGACAAGACGAGCGAAGACUUCCAAAGAGAAGCCGCUUGCGCAAAACCGGGCAGUGCAAACACCGCUCUCUUUGGGAUGCUUGGGAUUCCUGGUGCAAGAGCUUUGGCUUGGGCUUGGGCGAUUUGAUCUUCACAGAGUGCAUUCGCCCGUGUAAGAUUUAG